Molecule: messenger RNA, 1284 nt
Organism: Chironomus riparius
Lineage: Eukaryota; Metazoa; Arthropoda; Insecta; Diptera; Chironomidae
Source: the annotation of a GenBank genome assembly
AUGAAAGAAAGAAUCGAAAGAAAAUGUGUAGAUCCUAUGAGGAUCUUAACUCCUGAAUUAUAUGAUCUAAUUUUUCAACAUUUAAAGCCAAAGGAUCUCAUGAGAAAGUCAUUUGUGUCAAAAUUAUGGCACGAAGAAAUUGGAAAUUCACAAAAUAUGAAACGAAUAAAUAUUUUCAUCUACAAAAACACCCAAGAUGACCUGGAUGAAUCGUUCGAAACUCUCCUAACAAGCCAACGGAACUACAAAAAUGUAUCAGUUAAUUUAGGUACGUUAGUGUUCGACGAAAGUCUAGAGAGAGUCGCGAAAGUGGGUCAAACAAGUUACAAGAAAGUAAAAUAUAGCGAUGGAAAGAUGUGCAAAUCUUUAUGGCCAAUGGAAUGUAUUGAAAAGACUGUACAAACAUUAAUAUUAAGCUUUAUACGAUGUGAUUUUGAAUGUGAUAAGGGAAUAGUCUUUAAAUUCCCACAACUAAGGCACUUGACACUUUACAAGAAUGCACAAAAUAUUAAUUUGUUAUUCAAAAAAUGCACAAAUUUAUUAACAUUCGAUUAUUCGGAAAGGAAGGAACUGAAUGAGUGGCAAUUAGUCAGAGAAAUACUAUUAAAUAAUUCAACAAUGAAGACAUUAAGUUUACAAAUUAUGAAUGGAAGUGCACAAAUUAAAAAUAUCAUUAACUUAUGUAAAUUUCGACUAAGAAAAUUGUCAUUUCAUUCACCAAAGUUGAAUGUUCCCAUGACUGUUGACAAUCGGGAAUUAUUGUGUGACAUUUUACAGCUACAAAGUAAAUCCCUUGAGGAGCUAUCAAUUAAUCAGUGGUGUGGAUAUAAUGGACUAGAAAUUAUAUUUCAAAUGAAAAAGUUGAUAAAUUUAACAUUUGAUAUUAAUUAUGGAACUGAGAGUCUCCCAACUAUUUCUUUAAACGUCAACACAUCAAUUACUCGAGUUGAUAUUGAUGACAUGAAAGACAAUGACUCAUUUAUAUUAUAUAAAAUUUUCAAGUCACUUCCUAAUCUAAUAAUUUAUAAAACAUGUCUAAUGCAAAAUCAUGACAUGAUAAUGCUCGAACGUCACUGUAAAAAAUUGAAGGAACUUUAUGUUGAGAAUUUUUCCGUCAAUUUUGUGCCGACAAUUAAUUUUUUCCCAAACAUUAUGCUGUUUAAAUCUCUUGAUAUUAACAAUGAGAUUGUGAUGUCGAUUCUCGCGAAAGAAGACUGUAAACGAAGUCAUUUCGAGCGGUUAGUUUUGGCUGCAGCCACCUGGAUAUGCUGCUUUAUGGCUUGA